GCCUCGGCCAGGGUCCUAUAAAUUAUUGAGACUGAGCCAACUUCCUUCUGAAAAUCUGGAGCUCUUCCCUUUUGCCCUUUCUUCCAAUAAUCAUGGAGAUCAAACUGAUGACCAUUUUGUUAAUAGAAGUGACUGUAGCAAUAAUAAGCCAUGAAGCUUUGGCAAAUGGCCUCCUUUCCAGGCCGAACUCCCAGGAAGCUGCAAGCAGUAAUAAUCACCGCAACACCAAUGCAGUUAAAAGCAUUCGGAGUGAAGAUGGUGAUAUUAUUGAUUGCAUCGACAUCCAUAAGCAGCCAGCUUUUAACCAUCCUGCUCUAAAAAAUCACAAGAUCCAGAUGAAGCCAAGUUAUGUUCCAACAAAGGACAUAACUUCCUAUAAAGCAAAUACAGCUAAAACACCUAAACAAAGAAAAGGAGAGGUUCCCAUUGCUUUGGCAACACAACUGUGGCACAGAAGUGGAAGCUGUCCUGAGGGGACGGUUCCGAUUAGGAGAAUGCAGAAGAAGAGCCCAUAUGAAGCAAGGAAGCCUAGCUUCUUCCAGCAUAGCAAAAAAUUCAACAUCAGCACGCCAAGUAAACUUCUCCUGGCGAACCACUCGUUGACAGUGUUGCAUUCUGAGGGAUUUGCAUAUCUUGGGGCCAAGGGAGAUAUUUAUGUCUGGAAUCCUCGAGUUGAAUUGGAUGAUGAGUUCAGUACUUCUCAAGUUGCUCUCAAAAGUGGCUCUCACAACAAUUUUGAAGCAGUUGAAGCAGGAUGGGCGGUUAAUCCAGGGCUCUAUAAGGACAGGCAGACAAGAUUUUUUGUGUAUUGGACAGAUGAUUCUUCAAGAGAAACUGGAUGCUUUGAUCAAUUUUGUCCUGGUUUCGUACAAGUCAACAAGGAGAUAGCACUUGGUGCUGCACUCCUUCCCAACUCGACCCGUGGUCAACUGGCAGUCCCCAUGAUUGUCUACAUUUUUAAGGAUCUAAAAACAAACAACUGGUGGAUAAAUUAUGGAGAGAAAACUAAUGUAGGAUAUUGGCCUGCUGAACUCUUUACUUCGUUAAAUCAUUAUGCUCAAACUGUUCAAUGGGGUGGUGAAGUAUACAGCGCCAAUCUUGAGACGUUUGGGACUCGUCCACACACCGCAACACAAAUGGGAAGUGGGGAAUAUGGUUACCCACACUACGACGUGGGAGUAAUAAAGAGAAUUCGGGUUCUUGAUAAUUCCCUGGCGUUGAAGUACCCAGAAUUCACAGCAUCCUUCUCGGAUGAGUAUGAUUGUUAUAGUUACCAGCUUUUUAAGGGGCGCCUGGAUCCUGAGUUCUAUUAUGGAGGACCUGGAAGAAAUUGGAAGUGCCCUUAG
Messenger RNA from Coffea arabica (coffee), 1346 nucleotides. NCBI's taxonomy places the organism in Eukaryota, Viridiplantae, Streptophyta, Magnoliopsida, Gentianales, Rubiaceae. The record is from RefSeq and is a predicted model, not a curated record.